UCAACGUGACGUUGAUCGUUCCGUCUGGAGUCCCGUCUUUCAUUGUAUCACGGAAAAAAGUCUUUUAAUCUGUCCGUGUAUCUCUGUCGCAUCUGACAUUUUGACAAAUACGAGACAGCAGGAAAAAAUCUGUUAUAUAUAUAUAUAAAAAGUUUAUUACUUUUAAAAUUGUUCACAGUGUGUUAAUACACCCGCAAAAAUGCAUAGAAUGUUUGGACGUGCUAAAGCCAAGGAUCCACCGCCAAGUAUCACGGACUGCAUUGCAGGGGUUGACAGCAGAGCAGACUCCGCGGAAAAGAAGAUAGCUAGGUUAGACGCAGAGCUGAAGAAGUACAAGGAUCAAAUGGUGAAGAUGAGAGACGGACCAGCUAAGAACGCGGUGAAGGCCAAAGCACUGCGUGUACUGAAACAACGGAAAAUGUACGAGACCCAAGUGGACAACUUGCGUCAGCAAGCGUUUAAUAUGGAACAAGCGCAAUAUGCCACCCAAACGUUGAAAGAUACUCAUACAACUGUAACUGCUAUGAAAGACGGUGUCAAACAAAUGCAGAAGGAAUUCAAAAAUAUUAACAUCGAUCAGAUUGAAGAUAUACAAGAUGAUUUGGCAGAUAUGUUAGAACAAGCUGAUGAAGUUCAAGAAGCAUUGGGUCGCAGCUACGGAAUGCCAGAAAUUGAUGAUGAUGAAUUGGCAGCCGAACUAGAAGCUCUAGGUGAUGAUCUUGCUUUGGAUGAAGACGCAAGUUUCUUGGACGAUGCCAUCAAAGCACCCAGUGCUCCAGAUAAAGAACCUGGAGCAAGUUCUGUCAAAAACAAGGAUGGUGUUCCGGUGGAUGAAUUUGGCUUGCCACAAAUACCUGCUAGCUAAGCUUAAAGUUGCAUCAAAAUUUAUAGAUAAGACAAUGUAAGCUUAAGAAUAUCUGCAUGCACGCCCAAAGACAUGAUCCGUUAAAACAGAACACAAAGCUUUUCUACUCAAUACUUCUAAUGUGACAUAAACAAUGCUUUAGCAAAGUUCUGUUGACAUAUUUUCAGAUAUUUAGUUCCGUACUAAUAGAAUUUUGUUAUUCUCUUUUAAAGCCACUAUUUUUAUUAAAUUAGUAUUAUGUUGUACAUAUACAUGUUAAAUAAUAAAUACUUAAUAAAAUAUUAAAUA
This is a messenger RNA of Pseudomyrmex gracilis, 1153 nucleotides long. It is a transcript of the gene Vps60, whose product is annotated as charged multivesicular body protein 5. Gene Ontology annotation, biological process: late endosome to vacuole transport via multivesicular body sorting pathway; vesicle budding from membrane. The record is from RefSeq and is a predicted model, not a curated record. Bases 200 to 865 code for a protein of 221 amino acids. The transcript has 4 exons. Lineage: Eukaryota; Metazoa; Arthropoda; Insecta; Hymenoptera; Formicidae. Gene Ontology annotation, cellular component: multivesicular body.